GUUUGUUGACUGUUAGAUAGCACACCGGAGUACUGAGAAUUACUGGACCUGUUGACGACUAGAGCGCUUCACUCGAUAACUAGAACACAUCCCACUUAAGUCACCAUGGCGAUGGCAGUGUUACAGUUCUUGUCGUUCAUGUUAGUGAUGGUAGGCCUGACUCUUGCCUGCCAACCACCCGAAGCUAGCGAUUCCCAAUCCCUGGAAGAGAGAGCCAAAGUACCGGAUUAUAUCAUCUACGGUACCGUUAUCUCUGACAAGAUGAAGACUAUAACCAAUAAAUCCAUCGACGUGGAGUACGAGGUGAAGUUGGAGCCGUUAUGCUGGCUCAAACGCGACCACGAGUCAGCUAUCACCGGCGAUGGUGCGGAGACCAACUCCACCAAUCAAGACGACAUGGGACUGCAAAACAUCACCGUGAGGGAGGAGGCGGCGGACUGCGUCAAAAAUGAUCUGAAGAUGGGCAAAGAGUACAUCCUGUUCUUGAAGAAAUAUGAAGGAGGCAUGUACGUGGUGUUCGACGUGAAUGAAGAAUCUGGCGCCAUUGAGGAACCGAGUGAUGGGCAAUUUGAGGCUGUACAUCGUGGCAUCUACGCGAGUAUUCAGGGCCGUCCGGAGGCUGAAUGCAGAGAGGGCGUGGCUAUACCUUGCUUCGUGGGGAAUGAUACCCGCAAUGUGUGCAGUAAGGGCGUGGCACAGGGCGUGGCCGUAUGGGCGUUGGUUUUGCCGGCUGUGAUUGCUCUGGCUGGCUAUUUUUAGAAUUUGAAAGGCAUCCAAUGAUCACAGCAAUCUGAUUGGCUACAGUUCACUUAUCCCUCAACUGAACUUUCUCAAUUAUCACUGCCAUAAAAGAUAACUUGGACAUCGAUGAAUCGUUUGCAACAACAAAACUUGGAUAGCCAUCUUUCACAAUCAUCUCCAAAAAAAAAAACAUACAUUUGGUCCAACCAUCAUUGGAAAGGACAUAUCACCUAUGACAUUUUUGUGAUCAUUGGUUUAUAGUUUUACUUUCGAUGUGUGAAGAAAAUGAUGGCCUUUGUGUGCUUGAUCGUGGAAAGAUUCCACAAAAAUGUCGCCCUUAAACAUAACGGCCAGUUUAAUUAAAGAACGUUUGGCCGCGAGGGCGGCCAAUACGCGCGUUCCUUAGACUUUUAGAGCGAGGCCGGCUGCUUGGUUUGCAUUGCCGGUGUCAUAUGAAAAUCUGACUCCUAUAAAAAUCGGACAAAUUUUCCCUAUUAUUGGUUAAUAUCUUGCACGUGACAGGUCUUUCUCGUAUAUGUGACCCUAAAAAUAGCAUAUGAUUAUCGUACUUACGCAUGGGCAAUACUACCAAUGAAUCCGUAUUGCAUGGAGUCGGAUAUUUACGCUACAUACACCUGCUGGGAUUGGUCAUAAGAUUUUUUUUUCACAUGGGUAUGUGUGUGUGAAUGGCUGUUGCGGGCUGCUUCACAAUGUUCGAGUUUUGUGUCAGUCGAGAGGAUGCACAUUGAAUGAUAGCACAUAAGGGCUUGAAUAGUAACAAUUGUACAUGUAUUUGUAUUUAAUUCAGUGUUUUAAUUGUGAACAGAAUCGAACUUUCAAGAACCUGCUUCGUGUAGCCUAUGGAGAACAUGAUACACAUUCGAGUUGAAGCUACUCUAUUGGCCUAUUGAUAAUAUUAUAAUACCGUUGUUUGUGAUUGCAUGUGGAUUUGGCUCGGCUUGUUUUCGCUUUUU
Molecule: messenger RNA, 1715 nt
Organism: Patiria miniata (bat star)
Lineage: Eukaryota; Metazoa; Echinodermata; Asteroidea; Valvatida; Asterinidae
Exons: 2
Coding region: 106-759 (217 amino acids)
Source: RefSeq, a predicted model, not a curated record